AUGUCCUCAAUUUUCAGUAGAUCUGCUAGUUUGGCACACCUUGACUCUCAAACCGUGACCUCACUUAAUGAACUCAAAUUGGAAACAAGAAAAAAUUACCGAAAAACCACAACAGAAAAUGUGUUUAGUCAUCCUUCGUAUAGAGAAAUGAUAGCAGAUAUCGUUAGAGCCAAAGAAGAAGUAACCGAAAGAAAACUUGCCCAACGACGUGCACAAGAAGAAGAAAUCAGACGAAAAGAAGAAGAGGAACGAAUUCAAGCAGAAGAAUUAAGGAAAGAAUUAGCAAAAGUCAAAGUUCCAGUGAAUAAUAGAAAAAAUCUAUUUUCAAACAGAAUGCAAUCGAGAAAAGAUAGUCAGGAUUUCACUCCUCUCAUCAUUUCUAAAAAUGUUGAAUCUCUUGAUUUGAUAAAAGUUUCGUCCAAUUCAAGUAAGAUUAUUCUCAGAGAAAGACCAAGAAGAAACACAACACCUGUACCCUUACAAUCGAAUACAGAGAAUGAAUCAGCAGCGCCAAUAACUCCUCCAUCUCCAGGUGAUUUCAAAUAA
Molecule: messenger RNA, 546 nt
Organism: Naegleria gruberi
Lineage: Eukaryota; Heterolobosea; Eutetramitea; Acrasida; Naegleriidae
Exons: 1
Coding region: 1-546 (181 amino acids)
Source: RefSeq, a predicted model, not a curated record